AUGCCAACUAGGCCCAAUUCUGCAGUAAUCCUUUCUGAAAAAACCAAACCAGAAAAGGUUUCAGUGUACCUGCCGGGAAUCCCCGAGCCGACGACCAGAGCAGAGCUCAUGAAGCACUGGCUGAAUUUGACUUUGGACGAUAAGACUGCAAACAGGAUGUUGUGGAUUUCUGAUGGUGGAUCGAAGGUGUCUCGUAAAACCGUGGAAGUCUGUCCAGUCCUCGAUCGGCCCGAGAGAUAUGAAUGCUCUCCUCAGGUGUUGUGCAAGGAAGGUAUUUGGAACAUGAGGGCUUACUGGGAGGUGGAGUAUUCAGGGUGGGUGGUAAUUGGAGCCACCUACGAAGAAUCGGGCAGGAGGGCAACUUCUGGACAAAUUGGUCUCGGGGAAAACGAGGAGUCCUGGGGCCUGUGCUGGUCAGGAACGCGCUACCAGAUCUGGUUCAACGGCGUCGACAAAGACAUAGAAGAUGUGCCGUAUUGCUCAACGAUCGGGGUUUACAUCGACCAGCCGGCAGGAGUGAUCAACUUCUACACCGUUUCCGGUGAGGGGGCGGAGCGAGAGGUCAAGCUGCUGUACAAAGUUACAACUUCGAUAGAGAAAAAGGUUCUUCCGGGUUUCUGGAUGGGAAUUCAGUCAUCAUGCACCUUGUUGAAAAAAACGGAAUGA
Molecule: messenger RNA, 666 nt
Organism: Salarias fasciatus (jewelled blenny)
Lineage: Eukaryota; Metazoa; Chordata; Actinopteri; Blenniiformes; Blenniidae
Product: stonustoxin subunit beta-like
Exons: 4
Coding region: 1-666 (221 amino acids)
Molecular function (GO): protein binding
Source: RefSeq, a predicted model, not a curated record